Messenger RNA from Linum trigynum, 1453 nucleotides. The record is from the annotation of a GenBank genome assembly. Lineage: Eukaryota; Viridiplantae; Streptophyta; Magnoliopsida; Malpighiales; Linaceae.
AGCAAAGCAGCAGAGAGCUGUACGAUUUUUGUUUUUUUUUUUUUUUUUUUUGACAAAGAAACUACUUUGGAGGUUAAUAGUUACUGAUUUAGCAUCCCUCAAGCGCCGUGGGAAAAUCACUUGCACCUUCUCCCUGAAUUGGCAGACCCGCGCAAGAGGACCAAUCAGGUUUCGGCACCUGUAGUGGGGAAACCUCGUCUUCUCUAUUCUUCUAGCCGGAGCUCUUCUGCAGAUUUCUCCUGCUCCUCCUUCGGCGUCGUACGGACUCAAUUUCUUCUUCUCAAUCCGUUUUCUCUGGCCCCCACUUUCCUCAUCAUCAUCGUCGUCAAGAGCUUCAGAAAUCCUCCGACUGUUCUUCCCCUGAAUCGCCUUCUUCUGCUGUGAAAUGUGAGAGCUAGGGUUUCCAGACUCUCCCGCAGCUCGGAACUCCACGAAACUGAUUGGAAUCAAUUUACCCGAUUUGAGGGUUCGACUGACUAGUGUUUGGCUCGGUUCCUUUUUGUCACAGGAGGAAGUCGGUGAAUCGACCUCCGACGCCAGACGCGGUGGAGGAACAGGAAGAGAAAGAGCCUUCGCUUCAGGAAGUAAUCAACGUUAAGGUUCGGCUGAGUAAUCGAUUUCGGAAACUCCCGUCGGUUUUCGAUGAUACUAGCUGUCGGCAACUUGUGGAUUGAAUUUUUGUAUUGAUUUAACAGUUGGUCGAGAGUGGAGAGAAAGAGCGGUUGAUGGAGCUUCUGAGGGAGAGGCUGAUCGAGUGUGGAUGGAAAGACGAGAUGAAAGCUCUCUGCAGGGCUUUCAUAAAGAAGAAAGGCAGGAGUAACGUGACUGUGGAUGAUCUUGUACAUGUGAUUACACCUAAAGGCAGAGCCUCGGUUCCUGAUUCGGUGAAGGCCGAGCUGUUGCAAAGAAUUCGUGCUUUUCUAGUGCAAGCCUCGGUUUAGUUUGUCCCUUGCCCUACCCUGUUUAGCUAGAGUAGUGGAUUGCCUGCACGGAACCUUCGAACCAAGUCUCGUACGAAAGAGAAACUGUUCCAGAUGUUGACAUAGUCUACUUGGAAGGAACCAAGCGGGCUGCUGCUGCUGCAGUCUGUCUGCUGCAAUCCACCCAAAUGCUGCAAAUCUUGAACAAAAUGCUCAGAAAUAUUAGGUGUUACUUACAAAAUGUGUAAUGUAUCAUUAUAUAACAUACUUGUGUGCUUUCUGGAGCGAAUUUUAGCAGAUUGCUUAUGUAAUGUUUCCGAAAUUUGUGAUAUGAAAUUGGAUUGAGCUGGCUCUUUGCGUGUUUUUUCUGCAUUACUACGUGAAAGAACAUCAUAUCAUAUCUGAUAUUUUUGGCUUAUGCAUUUUUGAAUGGAUUAAUUGGAGAUGCACAAGGUUAAAGCAUUAUCAUUCGGAUGAGUGAUUCAAAAUCCAUUUGUUUCGCCUUUGGUUUCAAAUCAAUCAACAUGACUUAC